Poecilia latipinna (sailfin molly) is the source of this 784-nucleotide messenger RNA. Its product is annotated as endoplasmic reticulum-Golgi intermediate compartment protein 2-like. Gene Ontology annotation, cellular component: COPII-coated ER to Golgi transport vesicle; endoplasmic reticulum; membrane. Gene Ontology annotation, biological process: retrograde vesicle-mediated transport, Golgi to endoplasmic reticulum; endoplasmic reticulum to Golgi vesicle-mediated transport. The record is from RefSeq and is a predicted model, not a curated record. Bases 152 to 769 code for a protein of 205 amino acids. Lineage: Eukaryota; Metazoa; Chordata; Actinopteri; Cyprinodontiformes; Poeciliidae. The transcript is spliced from 8 exons.
CACUAGAUGGCGCUCACACUAAAUGACAUACGUUUCUAUCCAAUGGGACAAUGGAGUAAAACAAGACGGCAGCGAAUCAUCUUCCCCCAGCUAGCACCCUGAAAGUAUUCACUUUUAUGAGGGGUUUAUACCUCUGCUGCUGGCCCCAAACAUGAGGAGAAUAUCCAGGAAGAAAGCUCUGACUCUGGUGAAGGAAUUAGAUGCUUUCCCCAAAGUGCCAGAGAGCUACGUGGAGACCACAGCCAGCGGAGGGACAGUCUCUCUGGUAGCUUUCUGUCUCAUGGCGGUCCUCGCCUUCCUGGAGUUCUUUGUGUACAGAAACACAUGGAUGAACUAUGAAUACGAGGUAGACAAAGACUUCACCAGCAAACUCAGGAUCAAUGUGGACAUCACAGUAGCCAUGAGAUGCCAGUACAUAGGAGCAGAUGUCCUGGAUCUGGCAGAGACUAUGGUUGCUUCAGAUGAUUUAAAAUAUGAACCAGUCAAGUUUGAACUCCCACCUGAGCGAAAACUGUGGCAAAUGACCCUCCUGCACAUCCAGGAGCGUCUCAGAGUGGAGCACUCUCUGCAGAACGUUCUCUUCAAAUCUGCAAUGAAAGGACCUGCUCCUGCUCAGAGAGAAAGUGAUGAUGACUCCAGUUCACCCAGUGCCUGCAGGAUACAUGGACACAUGUAUGUCAACAAAGUGGCAGGGAAUUUCCACAUCACUAUCGGCAAGUAUGUAUUUCCGUCUUUGAUUUCAUUCUUUGACUUGCAGUUUCUGCGUUAGGCCUUCACUUCAUCC